UUUCACGCAUGCGUCGAAAGUCGAAACAAACAUGAUGCAAUUUUUUACGCUAGGUCGUGAUAUUUUGAUAUUUAUUUGCGCUGCCGCUAUAUAAUCGCUAAUUGCUUUGAAAAUGUCAUUUUUCGAUUUUUUCCGAAAUUUCCUCGGUGUGAGACGUCGCAAUGAGCCUGGUACAAACGGAUUUGGCGAGCAUGAUUUGCACCGAGAACGUUUUCGGAAUCCAAUUUGGCAAAGUGAUGAAGACGACGACGACGAUGACGAUAUAGACAACUUUCGGCAUCCUGAGAUCGGUUUACAGUUUAACAUGUUUAGCGACCCACUUGAAAUGACGAUUUACUUUGAAUCCCAGAUUGACAACAUGUUGAAAAAUUUUUUUAAUUUUAGUAAUAUUCCUUUUGAUGAUAAAGCCAUUGCAGCGUUACCAUUUGCCGCACCUGAAAAGGAUAGCAAUUUGCGCGACAAGUUGCUGAAACCUGAGCCCGAUAAAUUUGCUAUCACAGAUGUACCAUUUGAACAGAAAAUAGAUACAGAUUUAGAUGGAAGAGUUUCUGCAGAAGAAUUUUCAAAGAUGUGGAAUAAAGGAAAUAUGGAAACGAAAAAAUCUUCCGUACCAAGUAAUUUCUCAAUUGGAAGAUCUGUUAGAAAGGAGAUUAUACGUAGACCUGAUGGAACUGUAGAAAAAAAGCAAGUAAUCAGAGAUACUGAAGGCAAUGAGCAGACGAUCAUUUCAAAGGAAAUAGGCGAUAAAACAUAUGUUGUUACUAUAAAAAAAGAUAAAAAUGGUAUUGAAACAAGAUCCGAAGAUUUGAUUAAUAUGGAUGAAAGUGAACUGAAGGAUUUUACUCAAAAGUGGAAAUCUGCAAAAGAUAACGUGAAUAGUCAAGAUUCGAUUCUUAAUCGUUUUCCAUGGGAAAAGUUUUUCGGUCCCAAUCCGAAAUUAUAACAAGUAGAUAAAGAAAAGUCAUAGUGUUAAUUCCUAAUAUAUAAAACAUACCCGUGUAGUGUAUGAGUACCAAUAAAUUAAAUUAAAUCGA
This is a messenger RNA of Temnothorax curvispinosus, 1034 nucleotides long. RefSeq names its product HCLS1-associated protein X-1-like. The transcript is spliced from 6 exons. Gene Ontology annotation, cellular component: apical plasma membrane; clathrin-coated vesicle; sarcoplasmic reticulum. The record is from RefSeq and is a predicted model, not a curated record. NCBI's taxonomy places the organism in Eukaryota, Metazoa, Arthropoda, Insecta, Hymenoptera, Formicidae. The coding region runs from base 113 to 943 and encodes 276 amino acids. Gene Ontology annotation, biological process: regulation of actin filament polymerization; negative regulation of apoptotic process.